Messenger RNA from Eimeria maxima, 1444 nucleotides. RefSeq lists its product as hypothetical. NCBI's taxonomy places the organism in Eukaryota, Apicomplexa, Conoidasida, Eucoccidiorida, Eimeriidae. The transcript has a single exon. The annotation marks the transcript as partial. The record is from RefSeq and is a predicted model, not a curated record.
AUGCUGAAAUGGAAAGGCAGUAAAUGGCCUGCCGUUACCGUGCCUUUGCGGGGAACGACUGGAGGGUCUCUUCGUCUACGCAUGCUGCUGGUCAUGUUCUUCCUCUGCCGUUUCAGUCUUUCUUCGGCGUCCCAAUAUUUUAGUUUGAGCAGCACAGGCUUUGAAGUAGAGGAAGCGGCUACUAUUUCAACUUACGAUGUAGGGGAAACGACACAACGGAAUCUACACCCGGAGCCUGUGCCUGUGAAGGCGGAUAUCGUGCCUAUUGCGUGGAAGAAGUCUGCUUGGCCUGCAUUAGGUUCUGCUGCAUAUUUUGUGUUUCUGGUGGCCCUUGUUACAGCAAGGGCGUUUGCUGCUGCUGCUUCCAAGGACAAGAGUCUCCCUACAGUGCCCCAUGAGAAUGAGAAAAAGGAAGGAGAGGAAAAAGAGAAGACGACCAGUAGUAAAGGACUGAAGGAAGAAGGGGAAGGACGGGGGCAAAAACAAGAACAAGAGCAAGGAGAAUCUAGUAUGGAAUAUGCUGCAGAUCAGUUGGAGCUGCAGCAGCAGGUGCGUGCUUGCUGGCUCCCUGCACAAUCUUUGGGUGCAUCUCUGAAUGAGCCAAUAUCUACUGAGCUGCUGGUGCAACUGAAAGGGCAUAUGGAUGCGGCGGAGCAGCAUCAGUCUGCUGCAGAGGUCGGGGACCGUGCAGCAGUGGCUGCGAUUGCUGCUGCGAAUCAAGCAGCCGCAAACGAUCUUGCAGCUCUGCAAGAACUGGUAAGAGUUAUUGUGAUGACAGGUGAAGCAAUAGCAUUUACUUCCGCCAUAGAAACGUGUCUGACUGAUGAAGGUUUUGAAAGCCUCGUGUUAGAAAGCACAGAAGCAGCACGAUCAUACCAACAGGCAUGGGGGCAAGUUGUGAGAGCCUGCAAGAAUAGCAUUAACUUCCAGAAAGAUGAUGCAACAACAAUCAAGACGCAGCUACAGAGCUUCCCUCCACUGCAGCAGCGGCAGCUGGAGCAGUUGCCCGUGCGGCUUUCUGCGGCGCGGGUUGCAGUGGAAGGUGUCCAUCGUUGCUUAAAGAGGCUAGAAGCAGCAAAAGUUGUGGCCGCGGAGCUGCGCCGGAGUUCUUUGCAGUUGUUCACGAACAGCCGUCUAGGACACUUGGAGGUUGUAAGCGCAAAAGGAGCAGUUCUACAGAAAAUUGCUUUUGCAUUGCUGAAGGGUGCCAAGACUCUGGCGAGUUUCAGACAUAAAACAGGUGAAGCCAGGGACAACAUUGGUAACCUGUCCAUUAAGACAUGGGUGCUGUCGUUUAAGAAUGCGGAUAAGGAUCUAAGCUCGAUGCACAGGCAAAUGGAGGUGCUGCGUGGCGCGAAGAGCCUGCAGGAGGCUAAGGCAGCAGCAGAUGCAGCAGAAGAAGCAGGGGUGCAUAUGUCGAAGGCUCUCGACGGGCUAAUCAGCC